AUAAAAUCCUGCGCAAAAUUACCUCACACACUUAUGUAGCAACUCUGAACACCCAAUUCCAACAUCGAACUAUCUGCCAUGUAACACCCCCUUUAUUAAUGCGUUUUGACUUACCUGCCUCUCUCUUGCAGGUCCCAUAGCCUGAUGACGGGCAGGUAGCAACCACUCCAACAUGAAGUUCUUCCUCUCUCUCGGCCUUCUGUUCUUCUGCCAAGCUGGAUGGGUGUUUGGCAGCAAUCCUCCUCGACUGAAUGUUACAGAGAGUGUCGUUAUAGACACGCGUAGUGAAUCCUUUUUGAGCUUGAGAUGUGAGGGAACCGAGACACUAAACUGGAACUGGACAACUGGGCUUCCUGCCGAUCAUGAAAUAUUGAAAAUUGAACAUACCAUGCAUCUCAGUUCUGAUUAUCCCUACGUUUCAACAUUCACGAUAUUGCAACCAGACAUCGUAGAUACAGGAUAUUACUACUGCUUCUACAACAGUUCUGUAAAUCCAGCUACUGAUUUUGUAAAUGCUACAAGGACAUACGUUUAUGUUCAUGAUGGUCAAACGGGACUCAUACAAUCAAAUGGUUUUGAACACAUAGCGGUAACAACAUCAGAAAAAAUGAUUCUUGAUUGUCGAACUACAUUGCCAGACAUUGAAGUCAAGCUCUUUAAGAAUGAUGAAGAGAUAACUUCCGAAGUUCUGUGGGAUUCACGUGUAGGUUUCAUCCGCCGAAACUUGGUCAUUCAGGAUUCUGGUUCCUACCGUUGCCGUACAGAAUUUGAUGUGAUGGAUUACCUUGUUGAAAUUACUCCUGGAUCUGACACUGUUCCCAAGCCUGCUAUUGAUUGGGCUCCGAAUCAACCUUUUGUCAUUGGAUAUGACAUUUUUCUGAACUGUUCCCUCAUAUGGAAAGACAGAGUGGUGUUCAGAUGGGAUCUUCCUAAUCCACUUGCAAACUACAGCCAAAGGCGAUCUCAACUAAUUCGCUCAAACAGUACCUAUGAAGUCAGUACCCUCCACGUGAAGAACGUUUCUAAAGAGGAUAGUGGAGAAUACAAAUGCAAAGUGACAGCAAAAGGUUCAGAACCAAAUGAAGAAAAAAAGUUGAUAGUCAUCAAAGAGACACAGACUCCAUACAUCAAUCUCUCCAGCGUGCCAGAAGUCAAGCUAGAUGAGGGUGAUACGCUGAGGUGGAAAACUGAAGUUUAUGCAUUUCCCGCAAAUCCACAGAUUUUAUACCGAAACUGGAGAGGGAAGGAAGUCGUCGAAACAGAUAGGGUCACUACUGAGCAUAGAAUGAAUGAUGCUGAAUCAUGGCUGAGAAUCAAAAAUGCUUCUGUGAUAGACUUUGGGCAGUAUACUAUAGAGGUGUCAUCCAGUGAUGAGACUGAAAGAAAAAGCAAGUCCGUUUUUGUCUAUAUUAGGAGCAAACCCCAUGUCACACUCUAUGGCAUACCAGCAAAUAUAGAUCGAGACGAGAUCAUAAAUGCAUCAUGCAUCUCGAGAAGCUAUCCUUUGCCUGAAGUAGAUUGGAUGUUCCAGCCAUGUCCUAAUGGACCCCAAAACUGUGGGGCUUCAUUUGAAAAAGUGGAGGUACGGGAUCCUGUAGUAUUGGAGCCUGAUCCUGGAAAUAUCAAGCUUGUAAAAGCCCCUUUUUCUUUUAAUUCAUCUGGACUUCUCAAAUGCAUUGCCACCAAUGAAUUUGGAAAUGGGGCUGCAAUCCAGGCAGUUAUCAUUAGUGAUAUUGAUGGGAAUUUUGUCUUCAGACAUAUUGGCAGAAAUGUAACCACAGAGCUUACUAGACGUCGCCAACAGUUAGAGAUCACUGAGAAUGAUGAUUUUUACCUGGAGUGUGGAGCAGUUAGGUUUAGCUAUAAGAGAGUCAGCCUUGAAAGUCCAGAGUUGUCAGUAAAGGAGAAAGUUUCAAAUUACACCCUGGUCAAAUAUGUAGAGGCAAACAAAGUAGCAAUGAGCUCUGAGGUUACAUAUCGGUGCUCGGCUGAACCGCAUGCGACAGUUGAUCAAGAAGUCCGAGAAGUUACUUUCAAAGUUUUCAAAGAGCAGAGGGUAACCUUCACAAAGGAUGCCAAUGUGAAGCCUGAAGGUUUCGAUUUGCAAAUCGAGGAAAACGAACCCUUCACACUGAACUGUACCGUAACUGGAAUGCCGAGCCCUGUUGUGAAGUGGUUCAAGGAUGGCUACCCUCUGACACAAGACAGCAAAUUCUUUGAUGAGACAACCUUUUUCGGCAAUAAGCAGCAGAGCAUUGAAUUCUCCUACAUCUUUGAGCAGAAGCAUGUAGGCACCUAUACCUGUCGAGCAGAAAACAGGCUUGGUGUUCUGGAAGGGAGUUUAACAAUCACUGUCCCAGCACCGGGACUUAGUGCUGGAACAAAAAUUGGCCUGGCAUUUGCCUUCAUAGGAAUAUUGAUCCUGAUAGUCGUUGUAGUUGUGCUCAUGAGAAGGGUCAAGGAAGAGAGAAAGUUCCGAAAAUCAUUCAGAAAGAACGAGCUGUACCUUUUUGAGAAAGGCAACAUUGGCCAGUUGAAUCCUGAUUGCACGGCAGAUGAGCAAGCUGAGUUAUUGCCUUAUAGCCCAGAGUGGGAGAUCCAACGGGAUGACAUAUCUUUAGGAAGGCAGCUGGGUACAGGAGCCUUCGGAAGAGUGAUCAAAGCAACCGUCACGGGCCUCUUUGAUGAUGAACCAAAGACCACAGUCGCUUUGAAGAUGUGCAAGAGUCAGUCAGAUCAGUCACAUGUCCAAGCACUUACAAGGGAACUGAAGGUCAUGAUUCACCUUGGCAAACAUUUGAAUAUUGUCAAUCUUAUGGGAGCCAAUACAAUCAACAUUGGCAAGGGUGAACUGUGGAUCCUGGUGGAAUACUGUCGCUAUGGCAACCUCCUGUCGUUCAUGCAUCGUCAUCGGAAGAACUUUGUCAACCAGAUAAACCCAGUGACUGGAAAGAUCGAUUCAAUGAAGACUGUGCAAGAAGCAUCCACACCUCUCUCACCUGUAUCACAAGGAACAAGGUAUGGCUACCAACCCACUCCAGUCACAGACAUGGAUGGCUACUUAGCACCAACGCCCAAAAAGUUCAACUUAGCAUCUGUUCCUAGAGGUCACUACAAUCCAUCCUCACCCCCACAGUCUCCAACCUCAGGCACAGACUCUUCAGAUGGGAGUUCGAGGCCUGAAGGACUACCUGAACAAUAUGUGGAUAACCCUGGAUAUAAUAAAGGCUUCAGUCGUUCAGUAAGCGAGUCUCAACAUGGGGAAAUGCAUCCAGCUUUUGGUGUGACAUCGAGCAACACCUCUGGAGGAUCUCGUAUAUCAGACGCUAGGAAUUCCAAAGGCUCACACACGCCCUCUGACCAAAGAUCCGUUGGAUACUACCGAGAGAAGCAUCAAAUUGUCAAUACAGAUAUGACGUUGCUACACUCAUCAGCUUCACCUAUGUCUCCUAUGUCUAACUUCCCCCUCUCUCCGACUGAUUCUAACCAUGUAAGUGACCUUGGAGUAGAUUCACAAGGUAACCCAUUCACCUUUGACACUGGCCUCAUUCCUGGGAUAACAGCACCAUUUACCACAAGUGAUCUGGUGUCUUGGAGUUGGCAGGUUGCGCAAGGCAUGGAAUACCUCUCACGUAGAAAGGUUUUGCAUGGAGAUCUCGCAGCACGUAAUCUCCUGUUAGCAGACAACAAUGUGGUCAAGAUCAGUGACUUCGGGUUAUCACGUGAUAUGUACAAAAAAGAUAUCUACAUGAAGAAGGGAGAUGAUUUGAUGCCUAUCAAAUGGAUGUCAAUAGAAGCCAUUCGUGACCGCAUCUUCAGUGUGCAGAGUGACGUGUGGGCAUAUGGAGUCACACUGUGGGAACUGUUCACUCUUGGUUCAACUCCUUAUCCAGGUGUAGAGGUGAACAAGGACUUCUUGACCUUCCUUGAGAAUGGAAAUCGAAUGGACAGGCCAAAAUAUGCAAACCAAGAAAUAUACAGACUCCUUCUUGAAUGCUGGAGUGUGGAGCCUCUGGAUCGUCCAACCUUCAGCAUGUGUGCAGAUAGAUUAGGAAUACUCAUGUUACCUGAUCUAAGAGAGCAAUACAUGACAAUGAAUGACCCAUACGUGCUCAUGAAUGAGGAGCGCUUCCAAAAGGAGACAGAUUACCUCAAUAUGCUAUCCAGUCCAGACUUCGAGAACCUGAACCGUAAGGAUGAACUCCAACAACACUACGUCAACGUGCCGGGAGUUGUUGAUGGCAACAGAGAAAGCAACUAUCUCAGUAUGAAGUCGCCAGAUACCGUAGGCUACUCCCGAGUAGGCUUAAACCAUUCCUCUGUGUCUGAGGGACAGAAUCCAUCGUCCAACUCACACUACUUGCCUAUGAGUACCACCAGAGGAUCAGAUAGCCCCAUGGUAGAUGUGUUCAGCCCACGCCCUGCUGAGGACUCCAGAUUCAGCUUUUACCCUGAGGGGUCGGAAGAGCCAGCACUCUGCAACCCAUCUGACGAGGAGUCCAAAGAGCAAGAGACAGAAAAUUCAUCACUCAUAGGAGAGGGGUCCCAGCAUGGCUCGAAAGACAGUCUUAGAGGUUCUGACAAGGAUAAAACCUCCAUAAAAAAUUUGGAAAGUAAUUCUGCGAGAAACUCGCCGGACGAUCACAGUGUGCCAUAUAUUAAUCUUGUGAGUCACGGAUGUGAUUAUGUGAACGUUUAAGGUGAUCAGACAUACUGGUGCUUCAAUUUGUGAAGAGUGUGUGUGUGUGACUCUGCCUUGUGGUACAAAAUGUUACUCUCAAAUCAUUCCAGUCUGUUAUGAUUUUCCAGUGAAAUUUGGAAUUAUGGAACAGAUUUGUGUAUUGCUUCAGGAAAUCGCACUUUUAUGAGAACAUGAUAUUUGUGAUAUAUGAAGUGUGUAAUGAGAUGCAAUGGUGCUUUGCUUUCCACUGUCAAUUGAGUGUUGGUCGUAAAAGUUUUAUGAAAUAUAAAGACUUGAUUAUGCAUACUUAAACAAAUAAAUGUACCUGUAA
This is a messenger RNA of Penaeus chinensis, 5012 nucleotides long. RefSeq names its product vascular endothelial growth factor receptor 2-like. Gene Ontology annotation, cellular component: signaling receptor complex. The record is from RefSeq and is a predicted model, not a curated record. Lineage: Eukaryota; Metazoa; Arthropoda; Malacostraca; Decapoda; Penaeidae. Gene Ontology annotation, molecular function: ATP binding; transmembrane receptor protein tyrosine kinase activity. Gene Ontology annotation, biological process: multicellular organism development; protein phosphorylation; cell surface receptor protein tyrosine kinase signaling pathway.